This is a messenger RNA of Pyrgilauda ruficollis (rufous-necked snowfinch), 1983 nucleotides long. It is a transcript of the gene SMPD3, whose product is annotated as sphingomyelin phosphodiesterase 3. The transcript has 7 exons. The coding region runs from base 1 to 1983 and encodes 660 amino acids. Gene Ontology annotation, molecular function: sphingomyelin phosphodiesterase activity. Gene Ontology annotation, cellular component: cytoplasm; extracellular region. Lineage: Eukaryota; Metazoa; Chordata; Aves; Passeriformes; Passeridae. The record is from RefSeq and is a predicted model, not a curated record. Gene Ontology annotation, biological process: sphingomyelin metabolic process.
AUGGUUUUAUACACUUCUCCAUUUCCCAACAGCUUUCUGUCAGUUCUGCAUUCUUUUUCCUGGGGCCUGAUUUUCCCAUGUUACUGGCUAGCAGACAGGCUCGUGGGCUCUUUUGUUCCAACCACCUAUGAAAAACGUCAAAGAGCAGAUGACCCAUGCUAUUUUCACGCACUCUGCAUCAUUAUUACAACUCCCAUCUACCUGGCACUCUUGGUGGCCUCUCUUCCUUUUGCUCUGAUUGGCUUCUUGCUCUGGUCCCCGCUGCAGUCAGCCAGAAGACCCUAUAUCUACUCCAGGUUGAAAGACAAGAACCAUGCCAAUGGAGCCACACUGCUCACUGAAUGGAAGGCAGCAGGGAGUGGGAAAAGCUUCUGCUUUGGCAGUGCCAAUGUCUGCCUGCUGCCCGAUUCGCUGGCAAGAUUUAAUAACGUUUUCAAUACGCAGGCCAGGGCUAAAGAGAUUGGCCGGAGGAUCCGAAAUGGGGCAAGCAGGCCACAGAUUAAAAUAUACAUAGAUUCUCCUACCAACACAUCCAUCAGUGCAGCCAGUUUCAGCAGCCUGGUCUCCCCCCAGGCUGGAGACAACCGCACUGUUAAUGCUGGCAUCAAAAGGACAACAUCAAUGGAGUACAAAGGAGACAAUUGUGGCUCAAACAACGGCGAGGAGAACAGAGAAGAUAAAGGUGGAAGUGGAGAGCCACACGAGGGAGAAGAAAACACUUGCAUUGUCCGUAUCAAUGGAGAGGAGAAUGGCCACAUGUCAGACACAGAAACAGACACCGUCAAUGGCCAGGCUCGUGCCAGUGGCCCCGCAGAACCCUCACUGGAAGGUGAUGCAGAGGUCUCAAAAACACCAAACCACAAACAGAAGGAAGGAGAUUCUGGGAGUUUAGACAGCUGCUCUGCCUCACGAGAGUCUCUAGUCAAAGUCCGUGUUGGAGAUGGUACAGUGGACCAAAGCACUGUCAACAGCAAGCUCCUCUACAAAGCUUCAAUCAUGAAGAAGACUUCCGUGCGGAAAAAGAAACACACAGAUGAGACCUUUGAUCAUGAGAUCUCUGCUUUCUUCCCUGCCAACCUGGACUUUCUGUGCUUGCAGGAAGUGUUUGACAAAAGAGCUGCAGAGAAAUUGAAAGAGCAGCUCCAUCACUAUUUUGAAUACAUCGUCUAUGAUGUUGGGGUCUACAGCUGCCAUGGCUGCUGUAGCUUUAAGUUUGUGAACAGUGGUCUACUUUUUGCCAGCCGCUAUCCUGUUAUGGAUGCUGCCUAUCACUGUUACCCCAAUGGAAGAGGAAUGGACUCCUUGGCUUCCAAGGGAGCCUUGUUUCUCAAGGUGCAAGUGGGAAGUACACCUCAGGACCAAAGAAUUGUGGGAUACAUUUCCUGCACUCACUUGCAAGCUAUUGCAGGAGACACAACUGUUCGAUGUGAGCAACUGGAUAUGCUUCAAGAUUGGCUGUCUGAAUUCAGAAAAUCUACCUCCUCCUCCAGUACAGCCAAUCCAGAGGAGCUGGUGGCUUUUGAUGUACUCUGUGGAGAUCUCAACUUUGAUAAUUGCUCCUCUGAGGACAAGCUGGAGCAACAGCACUCUCUGUUUACACACUACAAAGACCCGUGUCGAGUUGGUCCUGGGGAGGACAAGCCUUGGGCAAUCGGUACCCUGUUGGAUCCUGAAGGAUUAUAUGAUGAAGAAGUGUGCACCCCAGAUAACCUACAGAAGGCGCUGGAAAGUGAAGAAGGGAGGAAAGGAUACUUAGUCUAUCCCACCAGCAAGAACCAUGGUUCCAGUCAGAAGGGGAGGAAGGCAUCACUGAAGGGAAACGGGAGGAGGAUUGACUAUAUGCUCUACACAGAAGAAGGUCUCUACCUGGAAUGGAAAGUGGAAGUGGAAGAGUUCAGCUUUAUCACCCAGCUGGCAGGGCUGACUGACCACCUUCCAGUAGCAAUGCGUCUCAUGGUGUCUACGGGAGAGGAUGACCCUUAA